Molecule: messenger RNA, 3938 nt
Organism: Rhincodon typus (whale shark)
Lineage: Eukaryota; Metazoa; Chordata; Chondrichthyes; Orectolobiformes; Rhincodontidae
Gene: wdr81
Product: WD repeat domain 81
Exons: 3
Biological process (GO): aggrephagy
Cellular component (GO): mitochondrion
Molecular function (GO): phosphatidylinositol 3-kinase regulator activity
Source: RefSeq, a predicted model, not a curated record
GUAACCCCGUGCUGUCCCUGUGAGGGUGUGAUGGGGGAUGGUGUAGAGGGAGCUUUACCCUGUAUGUAACCCCGUGCUGUCCCUGUGAGGGUGUGAAGGCCGAGGGCCUGUUUGAUGUGUGUGUGUGUGUGUGUUUUGAAGGUGUGGUCCUGUGGAGGAGCAGGAGGCUCCAGCGUCAGGCCGUGAGCAUGGACGCCCUGGUUUCCCGUGUGGAGAGGGAGCUGGCCGUUGACCGCAGGCAGCUGGGCCCCGGUGAAGGUUGCUCGCUGGUGGCGUACGUACCCACCAAGUGGCUCAGCAGCCUGAAGGAGAGGAAGUUGCUCCCAAGCUGCUGUCCCAGGCCCGAGGGUCUCGCUGAUGCCGAGGUGACCAGCUUCCUGCAGCGAUCAGUCAGCAAGCUUCCAGCUGGAUGGACACGAGUCUCCCUCCAGGUCCUGAGAAAGAGCCGCCUGGCCUACCCUGUGAGCCCCGAUCUGAGCCGUGCGACCGGUGGAGCCAGCAGCCUGGACCUGAACUCUGUGUCUGGCUUCAUGCAGCACGUGGCCGAGCAGAAUUACCGAAACCUGUGGCAGACGACCCGGGGCCAGUCGGUACGUCCUGCUGUGCCUCAGCAGGAGAAACCUGCAGCUCGCUGCCUUGAGGCUGUGAAGGUGGCUCUCAGCCAAGUCUAUGGCUGCAGCUUCAUCUGGAUUGGGGGAGACUCUUCGCGAGAGCCUGGACCACCUCCAGUCCCCAUCAGCCGGGAGACCCAUCCGAACCUGCUUCCUGCCGAAGCCCUGCUGGAGUCAGCCCAGCUCCUGUACGUGAUCCAGCCGUUCUGUCAGUACUCACUCAGGGAUGUGGUGACCUACAGCCCUGCCAAGCUGGCUAACAGCAAUGCCAAGGUGCUCUUCCUCCUGUACCAGGUUCUCCAAGCCAUGCAGGCCGCUCACCGGGCAGGGCUGGCCUGUGGCAGCCUGUCCCUGACUCACCUCAAGCUGGAUGAGAGGCUCCGUGUCCAGCUGCAGCUCAGCCUGUUGGACUACGAGAGGCCGGAGGCCGGGGAGGAAGCGGGUGACCAGGGCAGUGAGCGGGCAGCCUUCAGUGGGCAGCUGGAGGAGUCGUCUCUGCCAGCGCUCCUCACGCACUGGGUACAUGGGCGAAUUAGUAACUUCACCUACCUGAUGGUAUUGAACAGACUGGCAGGCCGCAGAGCAGGUGACCCCAACUACCACCCAGUCCUGCCCUGGGUGGUGGACUUCACCGUCCCUUAUGGAAAAUUCCGGGAUCUCCGCAAAUCCAAAUUCCGGCUCAACAAGGGAGACAAACAGCUGGAUUUUACCUACGAGAUGACCAAGGAAGCUUUCGUAGCUGGAGGUCAGACUGGAGAACAGCUUCACGUCCCUCACCAUAUUUCCGAUGUCCUUUCCGAUAUCACCUUCUACGUUUAUAAAGCUCGGAGGACCCCCCGCUCCGUGCUCUGUAGUCAUGUCCGAUCCCAGUGGGAAGCCAACGAGUAUCCUGCAAGCAUGGAACGGAUGCAAUCCUGGACCCCAGAUGAAUGUAUCCCCGAGUUUUACACUGAUCCCACCAUCUUCCAGUCCAUCCACCCUGACAUGCCUGACCUGGAUAUUCCAGCCUGGUGCAGCUCCGAUCAGGAGUUCAUCGAUAUCCACCACAAGCUGCUGGAAUCGAAGGAGGUCUCUCUCAAUCUGCACCAUUGGAUUGACUUGACCUUUGGAUACAAACUGACCGGCAGGGAAGCUGUCCGAGCAAAGAACGUUUGCCUGCACCUCGUGGAUAGUCACACCCACCUGACCAGCUUUGGAGUCGUGCAACUCUUCGACCAGCCACACCCGUCUAGACUGUGUGGGGGCAGCUGUGUCCCACCACAUCCUGCACCCCCCAUCAGCCUGAAGGAGGCAGCAGAGACCCAGCCGCUGGAUGUGCUGAAUGACCUGGUGGUGGAGACUGUGGGCUCGGAGGGGCAGGGACCCGGCGAUUGUUUGAAGGAGGAGGAUCUGGAGGAGGGGACGGAGGCACUGGAUUCCCUGUCUGCCCCAGGAAAGCCUUCGGAACACUCCCCUCCCGCCACCGUCUGUAACGUGUCGAUGGCGGAUUGCCGAGCUCCCAGCAGCAAAGGGAACCGUAACCGAGGCACAGCUCCUCAGGAGCUCCUCGAGGCGAAGAUCCAACUCCCCGAGGGUUUCAAUCCUCUGCAGCCUCUGGAAGAACUGGAGAAACUCGACAACUUCCUGCUCCGUGGGCUGUACAGUGAGCUGCCAGAGGUUGUACUCCAGGAUCAGGAUCCUCAGCCCUCCUUCUCCCAGUUUGUCCAGAGGGACAUGCAGGCGUUCGGGAUCCUCAUCGCUGAAAUCUUCUUUGCUCAGCGGCUGCGAGCUCAGGCACCGGACGCUCCUCUGUGGGAUCGUUUCCUGGCUGUGCGGAAGCUGUGUGUCCACCACAUGAGAGAGAUCGCCUCUCCUCUCCAACACGCUGCCUCAACGUUACUGCAGCUUCACGAGAGCCUCGAGGAGUUAGUGAAGACUCCAGGCCAGGGCGAUUGGAGCAGCCUGUUUGAGUAUCGAGCUGUCUGUGAGGGGUUACCACCCCCCAGCCCCGGCCAGCUGCUCAGCCCCUGCUGCCCCACCAUCCCCUUCCCUCGUUACUUUAGCCCCCUUCACCGGUUUGUCUGCACUUACUAUUCACACUGGGCAGAGGAUGGGGACCAGGGCCGUGAUUUUGUCUUCGCUCUCUGGCAGCAAUUAGAUCAACUCCUGGAGAAGAUGCAGCCAGAGGGCCUGGAGAUUCUCCUGCCCUUUGUCCUCGCUCUCAUGUCCAAUGAUUUAACAGCAGUCUACACUGCCUGGUAUUUCUUUGAGCCCAUUUCCCGUGCUCUGGGACCUCGUAAUGCCAACCGGUACCUGUUGAAGCCCUUGUUGGGGGUCUAUGAGAAACCCGGCUACAUCUGUAGCCGUUUCUACCUGUACACGGAUUGUUUUGUUGUUCAGCUGAUUGUGCGCCUGGGCCUGCAGCCAUUCCUCAACAGCCUCCUGCCCCAUAUCCUCCAGGUUCUCACUGGGCAUGAGGGGCCCGAGGAAGGCCGGGUACUGGAGGGAGCAGGGGAUGAUGAGGAAGGUGUGUCGGACAUGUCAGCGUCCUACUCCAACGCUGAGCUGAAGGCUGCAGGACAGUGUGACUCUUCCAGUUUCAUCGACUUCUCCUCAGGCAUCAGCUUCAGUGACCAGGCCGAGCUGACAGAGAACGAGGAAUUCCAGAAUGGGAUCUUCCUGAGCGACCGGGAGCAAGAGUCUGUCAGCUUGGGGAAGCUGAGUGAUAAGAGCAGUAACAGUGACUCUUCGGCUGAGGACCGAGGAACUGACUGGGAUUCCAAGGACAGGUUGAGCCUCCGUUCCGUGGACAGUCAUCAGGAGGUCAAACUGGCUGAGAGUCUCCUUGUACAGCCUGGGGAUGAGGAUGAGGAGGAGGAGGAGGACGAUGAGGGAGAUGGGGACGAUGAGGGGGCAGCUCCUGAGGACACUGUCUUCUGCUCUCUGCCUGAUCCUAAGGACAGGGCCGCCCUCCCGAAGGGGAACGGUGUGGAUGAGGAGGAAGAGGAGGAAGAGGAGUUGCUGAGCGAGGGGAAGGAGCAGAAGAUCCUGUUUGACACUGCCUGUAAGACGGUGAAGUGGUUGACUGCAAAGCUGGGACCCACCCUGAGCUCCAGGUACAUCGUUCGGAAUCUCCUGCGACUGCUUACAAGCUGCUACUUGGGUUCCGAGAAGCAUCAGUUUGUGUCUCUCGAUGAUGACGCUGAUGAUGUGGGGAAUAUCUGUGAGUGCCGGCUGGUGCUGGGGGAUCUAACAGCAAGGCCGGUCCUGGAAUGCCUGAUGUACGUGGCCCAGUUGUAUGGGGAGCCUGUACUUACGUACCAGUGUCUCACCUACGUCGUGUACCUG